GGAGCCAGGAGCUAGUUGACAGUAGUUUAGAAAAACAAUUAACAGUUAAUUUUAUUAAAACAAAGUAACAAUAAAUAUAUAAAAUAAAAUAAUAAAAUGGAUUUCGAGAGUCCAGAUGUUGAGAAAGAAUUUCCCGGACUUUAUGCCUCGGAGUCUGCUCGGAAAAGCAACGAGAGCGACUUCAGCGAUGACGGAAGUCAUGACAAACAUUCUAAGAAAGAAUUAUUAGGUAAAAAAAAAGAUAAAAAGGACCGUAAGGAUCGAGGUUAUGCUACGCUAGAAGGGGAAAGUUCACCUGAUGAGGAUCAAGAGACCAAAAGUCCUUCGAAAUCUAAAAAAACCAAAACAUUCAAAUUUCCCUCGAAAAAACGUGAAAAGUCACGUGAAAAAGAUAGCAAAGAAAAGGAAACUGAUAAAGACAAAGAUAAAGAUAAAAAAAAACGUGAUAAAGAUGAAAAAGAGGAUAAGGACAAACGUAAGGACAAGGAUAAGGAUAAAGAUAAAUUGAAAUACAAAUUAAAGGAUCGUAAAAAAAAACACGAUGAAGAUAUUGGGGAAGUCCAACCAAUUUUUGGAGUAAGUCUUCAGCUAGCAGUCGAAAGAAGUCGUUGUCAUGACGGAAUAGAACUGCCUCUGGUUGUACGAAAUUGUAUUGAUUAUAUAGAAGAGUUUGGAAUGACGACUGAAGGAUUGUAUCGAGUACCUGGUGUUAAAUCAAAAGUACAACAUUUUAAAAAACUUUAUAACCAACGCGAUAAUGUGAAUACCGCGGAAUUCGAACCAACUGUAGCUACUAGUCUAUUGAUAUUAUUUUUUAGAGAAUUACCAGAAGCAGUACUUGAAAGCAGUGAAACAAUAUCUCGUUUCGAACAAGCGGCAUCAACAAAAGAAGUAUCAAUGCGAGAGUCCCAAUUGUACCAACUGGUCCAUCAACUUCCUGAAUGUAACCGCGUGCUUCUAGGCUGGGUUAUCUGUCACCUGGACCACGUCACAGCCCGUGAAAAAACAACAAAAAUGAACGCACAGGCAAUCGCCAUGACCCUGAGCCCAGUCUUGCAAAUGAGCCACAGACUCUGCUUGGCGCUGCUCUGUCACUGCAAAGCACUUUUUCCUGACGUCACUCUAGAUAAAUACAUUCCGCCACUAUCAUCUGGAAGUUUAUCUCUGCCUGAUACUCCCGAAACAAUAGCUAAAGAAUUAGCCAAACAAGAAUCCCUGCUCGAGCAGAUUCACAUGCAAAUGAACGCCGGGUUUGUCACUAAAUCACGCGAAGAAAUGCUGUGGGAGGUGCAGAGAAUCAUAACUCAAUUAAAAAGAAAAUUUAAAAAGGUACAGAAAUUAGAGGGUAAUCUACAGAAAAGUCUAGAUGACGAAGUUAAAUCUUCAGAUGAAAAUCAUGGGGAGGGGGGAUCAGGUAUAUCAGGAGCAGGCUCUAAAAUUUUAGCAACUGGGUCAGGAUCAGGUACUAAUUCAGGUUCAGGUAUAUCAGGACCAAGUUCAAUUGUAUUAGGAAUUAAUUCAGGUACAGGUACAGGAAUUUCAAUAUCAGGUUCAGGUACAAUGACACCUGGUUCAGGUAUAGGACCCCCAGGUCCUGAAAUAUCAGGAUCAGGUAUUGAAAUCUCAGGCACUAGCACCGAAACUUUGAAUUCAGGUACGGGAAUUUUAGGAUCAGGUUCGGGUACAGGAUUACCAGGCUCAGGCAUGGGAUUAUCUGGCCCAGGUUCGGGUACAGGAAUUUCAGUAUCAGGUUCAGGUACGGGGGCUUCAGUAGCAGGUUCAGGUACAGGGGGUUCAGUAUUAGGAUCAGGUGCAGGAUUUCCAGGGUCAGGUUCAGGUACGGGGACUACCGUAGCAGGUUCCGGUACAGGAUUGCCAGGAUCAGGUACAGGAAUAUCAGGUUCAGGUACUGGAAUAUCAGGAUCAGGUUCAGGUACAGAAAUACCAGGAUUAGAUCUAAAACCUGAUGAAACAAAAGAUGUCGUUGAUUGUAAAGAAAAAAUAAAAGAAGAAGAAGAAGAAAAAAUCGAAGAAAAUUCACUCGAACGAAUACGUGAAAUUUUAAUCCACGACGAAUUAAUAAAUAUGGAAACUGUCCUAAGAAUGAGAAUCCAACAAGAGAGAAAUGAAAUUAAAAAAUUAAACGAAAUGAUUAUUGAAAAACCCGAAAGACUCAAAGUCAAAGAAAAAGAGAGAAUUCAUUCACCCAACGAAGCCGAAAUUACUGCGAUGAUACAACUCGCCAAAGAAAAUCAACUUCUUGAGAAAAAAAUGAUGACUUUGAUAAGAAGUAUCAUCGAAGAAAAAGACGCAUGUGUUGAAUUGAGGGUACAGUUAGCGAUGCAUCAAUUGAUGAGACAAAAAUCUGUGUAAAAUUAUUACCAUUAUUAUUAUUAUUAUUAUUAUUUAAAUUAUUUUAAUUAAUGUUGAAUAUUUAUAAAAAAAUUUAAUUAUAUUAUUGACUAAUAAACUAAUUAAAUUUCAUAA
This is a messenger RNA of Microplitis demolitor, 2487 nucleotides long. RefSeq names its product ralA-binding protein 1 (gene Rlip). The transcript is spliced from 6 exons. The coding region runs from base 97 to 2373 and encodes 758 amino acids. The record is from RefSeq and is a predicted model, not a curated record. NCBI's taxonomy places the organism in Eukaryota, Metazoa, Arthropoda, Insecta, Hymenoptera, Braconidae. Gene Ontology annotation, biological process: small GTPase-mediated signal transduction. Gene Ontology annotation, molecular function: GTPase activator activity; small GTPase binding.